AUGAGUGGGGUUGGCUGUUGGUGUGGUGGUUGGAGGUUGAUGACUGCGGGAGUGGGAGUUACUGCGGGUGGGGGUGGCUACGGAGCUGUGGGGGUGGGAGUUGCUUUGGGUGGGGAUGGCUAUGGAGCUGCAGAGGUGGGUUUAGUUGCGGGAGGCAAGGGCUGGGGUCUCCUGCAGAUUUGCAGCAUGGUUGUGGGGAAGGGCAGUGGGGGCCUCAUUCUGCUUGGUGGGGGAGUGUGUGGCCCCGCAAGGGGGUGUAGAUUCUUUGCCCAAGCCCUUUGGGGAGGGGGCUCUUCGCUUAGUGCGAUGUCUAGAUCUAGAGGAGAGGCCUCGAACGCGCCUCACGAUAUGGAUUUCUAG
Molecule: messenger RNA, 360 nt
Organism: Cryptomeria japonica (Japanese cedar)
Lineage: Eukaryota; Viridiplantae; Streptophyta; Pinopsida; Cupressales; Cupressaceae
Exons: 1
Coding region: 1-360 (119 amino acids)
Source: RefSeq, a predicted model, not a curated record